AUGGCGGAAGGACCAGACAAGGCGGUGAACGGGUCUUCCGCAGCUGUGACUCGUCAAGAAGCUCCUGCGAGGAAAGACGCCAAAGCCGCAGAGUACCUUGACACCUUCGCGCGCUAUUCGGAUCUUCCACCGCCUUCCGUUCCGCUAGGACGCUUUCGAGGAACUCAGGAACGCAUCAUCGACUGCUUCGCUCCGCACGUUCUGGCGGAAGUCAGCGACACGGAGACAUUGCAGGCUCUUCCCUACCUUCUUCCUCCACCGCAACAUGCUUCCGACUUUUCCGCAGCGUCCUCUUCAAGCAGUCGAGCGCUUUGGGGACAGAGCUUCGAACCGCGCGCAUUGUUGCCCUCGUCGCUCGAUGAAGAGGUGAUUUCUGUUGAUCCGGCCAUCGCUGCGAAGCUGGAGCGGUUUUUGGACCUCAAGCGACAAGGGAUGCACUUCAACAAGUCGCUCAUGGAGACGCACGCGUUCAAGAACCCGCACCUCUACUCCGGCCUCGUCUCUAUGCUAGGUAUCGAUGAAGCAGCAUCCAAUCUAGCUUUCCUCGACACGGCUCGAUCGGAAUCGGGAUGGCGAAGCACAUUUCCCUUCUCGGAAGAAAUGCUGAUCGAAGGCGAUCCAAUAGCGGCGUCCAACAAGCAGGCACAAGAGGCUUACGCUGCCCGAGAGGCCAAGAUCAACGCAAAGGGCAAAAGAUCCAUCGACUUUGUCUCCUCCUCAACCUCUGCUUCUGACGAUACGAGAAAGACGGCACAGGCAGGCAAACAAGCCAGGCUUGACCGAUCCGCACAUGGCCGGUCCAAACAAAGCCGCUCGUCAUCUUCCCACACCAGCACAUCCGAUCGACAUCGGCGCUCUCGUGAUCCCUCCGAAGCGGGACCAAAAAUUUCCUCAAAACGUCACUGA
Molecule: messenger RNA, 906 nt
Organism: Moesziomyces antarcticus
Lineage: Eukaryota; Fungi; Basidiomycota; Ustilaginomycetes; Ustilaginales; Ustilaginaceae
Exons: 1
Coding region: 1-906 (301 amino acids)
Biological process (GO): regulation of DNA-templated transcription
Cellular component (GO): nucleus
Source: RefSeq, a predicted model, not a curated record